UGGAAGAAGAAUGAGUCACUUCCAGUUGGGGUUAACUUCGUGUUAGCUAGGGCGGGUUGGGUUCGGUCUUCGUUUUGGUUCGCUGAAAGCGAACUUUAGAGUCGGGUAAAGUUCAGAGUUCGGCUUUCGACAUCAAGUGCCGGGCGGAACAUCUACAUAAACUGGACUGAAUUCUAUCAGACAUUUCUACCUGAAUGCGGGUCAACGCGGAACCGAACCCCCAGCUGGGCCGUCCAAUGCGCAGGCGCAGUUGAAUGCCAGCUGUAGUCCCUCCAAAACAGUCUGCAGAAGAAGCUCCCAACACCCUCAUCCCAUCUGACAGUAUGGCUGCUUUGGCGGGCAGAGCCUGGGCUUGGGCUUGGGGCCGCUCAAGGGACACCACAACCGUGACGACCGAGAGCCCGAAGCGACCUAGCUCUAGAGGCUGGGGCCUGGGGGGCUGGACCUCCUGGAUGUGGGGAAAGUCGAGCCCACCGAUUGACAACAGUGGAGCUGCAGAAGAGUUUUGGGAGGCGGAGGAGAGGCUUCCGCUUGCUAUGGUUGAAGAUGUUGGAGCAGAGAAACCAGAGUUGAGUGCACAGACGUCCAGGUGGUGGAGCAGAAACCUCCCAUCUUUUUAUUUUUGGCCAAGAAAAACUGAGACUGAUGGACAGAGGAAAGGUAAAAGAGAGAGAGGUGGAGCUCACCAGGUUGCCGAUGGAGACUUUUCUGAUUACGGAACACCUCCCCCCUCUCCUACGCCCACUUCCAUGUCUCCUUUUCGACUUUUCGCUCACAGCUUGACCGUGGAAAUCCUGGCCGAGCACUAUGAAAUCUGCUUCAAUUUCCUGCGCCACCUUUUUGACCUGUGCGUGGUCGCUUUCCUGUGGACCGUGUCCCCUCCCGCCAAGCUGGUCCUGGAGGUUCUGGGGGUCCAGGGGGCGCUGAAGCUGUGGCUCCACGGCAUGGCCCUGUUUUUUGUUUCCACGGUGGGCAUGGCCGGACUUUUCUGGCUGAUUCAGGAGUACCUCCCCCAGUUUGCCCUCAUCUAUGGGAUCGUUCAGGCCUUGGUGAUUUCGGUCAGCAUCCGGCAGAGCGUGAUCCUGGAAGUAGAUGAAGACAACAAGGAGGAGAAGGAGACGGAUGGAGAGACGGAGGAGCAAAAGGACAAGCUGUUGUCAAAUUAAACCCCCCUGGGAUUUUAUACACAUUUAUUUUUUUGUUUCACUACAAGAUUUUAAGAUUUUGACUGCAAAUCCUAAAUUAUCCCAGCUUUGCCAAAUUAGAAUUGAAGACCUCAAACAUACUCAGCUGGAUCUGUAGAAGCUAGGAUAAGAACCAGCGAUCCUUUGGACUCUGGGUCAAAAUCAUGCUUUGUGCAAAAGCAUCAGAAACGUCCUCUUACAAACAUGGUUCUCAGUUUGUUUUCUACAAAUAGAAGCUUCUGCCUCCCCGUCCUGCUCAGUCUCCUUUCACUUGCACAUGUGCCAAUUUGAUCAUCAGAUGUUCUCUGCGAGGAUGCAGAACCAGCCAUAAGGAGAUCAGAUAGAUCUGUGUAAUCGCACUGAGGUAAAAGACUGAGAUGAUCAGGAACAUUGAGCGUGGUCCACGAGGGACGUUCGGUUUGAGCAUGAACGGUCUCGUCUCAGUUUGCAGUUUUACUUUAUGGAACUCCUGGGUGUCUGUUUAGGAGCUGAAAAGGUUUCAACGCCCCCACAGCCCCACGUUCAUCGACGCACUCCUGUGUUCUUCGGUGCACCGAUUGUGUUCUUAGACUUAUCAUUGCACAGAUUAGAACAAGAACUGAACUCUAAAUAAGCCUGUGACGUUUAAUGCUAACUUUUUUAUUAUAUAUAUAUCACUAAGUCUGUAAUAAGUGACCAUUUGGGCUGAUUUUUGGUCUGUCAUGUUCAGGUAAACACUAUUGUUGUGAAUGACAAUUGUAAAAACUCUUGACAUUAUAAGAACACUUUGUUUUCAAGCUCGUUGCUGUCAAAUUGCCUUCAGUCUGUUGUUUUGUUUCCUUCUGCCGAUUGUUUCAGGGCAGAAGUGAACUUACCGUCUGCUGUUGUGUCGGUAUCAAGAUAAAAUAAUUUUGUUCUGUUUGCGCUUUAUAAUAAUUCACUUUCCACUCAGUUAUUGUCCCACACUCUUUCUGCACAUGCUCGACACGUUCUGAGCGCGCUCAGUUUGGUCUCCUGCAGACUUGUCGCUGCCUGCCACCCUGACUGGCUGUUAUUUUUGCUCCAUUUGUCAUUUUCUGGAGGACCAGAAAGACUGAGGUGGAACAAUUGCACAUACAGGUGUGUGUGAGGGCGGGACUGACACAAACUGAGAGGAAAGUGAAGAGCAGAUGUGGACAAGAUGUCUGCACAAACUACAGUUUGCACACGCUGUUAAAGAAAAUCAGUUUUAUUAAAGAGAAUUGAUCUUCACCAACAAGA
Oryzias melastigma (Indian medaka) is the source of this 2423-nucleotide messenger RNA. It is a transcript of the gene lg13h6orf47, whose product is annotated as linkage group 13 C6orf47 homolog. NCBI's taxonomy places the organism in Eukaryota, Metazoa, Chordata, Actinopteri, Beloniformes, Adrianichthyidae. The record is from RefSeq and is a predicted model, not a curated record. The transcript has 3 exons. The coding region runs from base 255 to 1166 and encodes 303 amino acids.